AUGGGACAAGGUUACUCCCUCACAACCCUGUCGGCGGGGUCGGCGGGGAUCGAUGUACCUGAGCUAUCUGAGCUGGUGUACGAGAAGUCGAUGGGAGGGGGCAGGUUCAUGAAGAGUAUUCGAGCCAAGCAGCAGAAUGGCUUGGUCUUUGUGAAGGUCAUCAUGAAACCUUUCCCCACCAUGGAACUUGAACCAUACAUCAAAGCAAUUAUGAGGGAGCGCAAGCUAUUGUCAGAUGUUCCCAACGCGCUGAGCUACCAGCGGAUUCUUGAAACCGGGACGAGUGGAUAUCUGGUGCGUCAGUACAUCCACAGCUCUCUCUACGAUCGAAUGAGCACACGACCAUUUCUAGAGCAUGUUGAGAAGAAAUGGAUCGCAUUUCAGCUCUUAUGCGCUCUCCGAGAUUGCCAUUCUCUGGAUAUCUACCACGGUGAUAUCAAAACGGAAAAUGUACUGGUGACAGCCUGGAACUGGCUGUAUCUUUCCGAUUUCUCCUCGUCAUUCAAGCCAACUUUUCUUCCAGAGGAUAACCCCGCAGACUUUUCUUUCUUCUUCGACAUAUCCGGCAGGCGAACGUGCUACUUGGCCCCCGAACGUUUCUCCGUCGCUGGCGAGGAGCCAAGCGGCAGUGGAGUCAAUUGGGCAAUGGACAUUUUCAGUGCUGGCUGCGUUAUUGCAGAAUUAUUUCUUGAAUCGCCUAUCUUCAACCUGAGCCAAAUGUACAAAUACCGCAAAGGAGAAUACAGCCCAGUGCACAGUCAAUUGGCAAAGAUCGAAGAUCCAGAUAUACGUGACUUGAUUCUCCACAUGAUCCAGCUUGAGCCUGAAUCGCGAUACUCUGCGGAUGAAUAUCUGAGUUUCUGGAAGGGGAAGGCCUUCCCGGAAUACUUCUACAGCUUUCUUCACCAGUACAUGUCGCUGAUGACCGAUCCCUCAUCCGGCCGACCAGAUGCUCAAGAAGACACCGCCAAUCGCGGAGAGGCAGAUGAACGGAUUGAGCGUGUAUAUCUAGACUUUGACAAGAUAUCCUAUUUCCUCGGUUCCAGCACCCGUGGCGUUGGAGGGCCGUCCGAUAUACCUGUCCCCAAACUGACUGGCAAUACUCUUCCUGUGAGAGUUGACCUACCAGACGGAUAUAUCCAAAAGACGACUCCAUCACGACCCGACGAAGGUGCCCUGAUAUUUCUCACGCUGGUAGUUUCCAACUUGCGUAACACAGCCAAGGCUUCAGCUCGCAUCAAAGCUUGUGAUAUUCUCCUUGCUUUCGCAGAAAGACUGUCGGACGAAGCGAAACUGGAUCGCGUGCUUCCAUACAUCAUGAUUCUGCUGACUGACCGUACUGAUACCGUCAAAGUCGCUGCGAUCCGCACUUUGGCUCAACUUCUCGAAAUGGUUCAAGUUGUUUCCCCAGUCAACGCCUAUCUCUUUUCCGAAUACAUCUUCCCCAGGCUCCAACCCUUUGUGACCACCUCCAACUACAACCCCAAUAGUCUGGUGCGUGCAGCGUAUGCUUCGUGCAUUGCAUCUCUGGCCCAGUCUUCCUUGCGUUUCUUGGACAUGAUCCAGUCGUUGCGCUCCGAUACUCGCUUGGCUGCAUUGAUCCCGGUUGGAUUUGAACCCCGGUGGUCCGAAGACGCGACCUACCAUAACCUUUACGACGUGGCUCGAGUCGACCUUUUGGAGCACUUUGAAGUUCAUACCAAAGCCCUCUUGACAGACACGGAUGCCUCCGUUCGGCGUGCCUUUCUUGGAUCGGUGUCUAGCCUUUGCGUCUUCUUCGGGAAUCUCAAGGCUAAUGAGGUUGUCCUGAGUCACUUGAAUACGUACCUGAAUGACCCAGACUGGAUUCUCAAAUGUUCCUUUUUCGAGGCCGUGGUCGGUGUCGCAGCCUAUGUGGGAAGCCUCAAUCUAGAGCUGUACAUACUGCCACUGAUGGUUCAAUCAAUGACAGAGCCCGAGGAAUUUGUCGUUGAAAGAGUCAUCCGAUCGUUGGCAGCAAUGGCGGACCUUGGGUUAUUCCAGCGACCAACGACGUGGGAUUUGCUGCACACUGUUGCCGGGUAUUUGGUGCAUCCAAAUUUCUGGAUUCGAGAAGCCGCGGUUAAAUUCGUUGUGAACUCCGCCAAGUUUCUGUCAAUCGCAGAUAUACACUCCAUCCUUACACCAAUGAUUCGGCCAUUCCUGAAGAUUCAAAUCACAUCCUUUUCUGAAAUCCGCAUACUCGAUGCACUGAAACGACCAAUCUCGCGGAACCUGUAUGAAAUGGCUUUUCAGUGGGCCUCGAAAACCGACCGGGGUGUUUUCUGGAAAUCCACCAGUCGAGACAGCAUGUUUGGCUUAUCUGAGCCCGGGACCUUCAGUGCUCGAGUUGGGCAACGAAACCCUGCUUUGACGAUGGCCGGCCAACAGCGGAAUGAAGAAGAUGAGCAAUGGCUGGGUCGCCUCAGGAACCUUGGGAUGACCGUUGAGGAUGAGUUCAAGCUGCUUACACUCAAGGAUUAUAUCUGGAGGGUCUCUGUGCGACAAUCUAGGGAGGUUGGCGAUCAUGUCUCUCCCUCAUUGAAUGACAUUGUCAGUUUGACUCAACACGGCAUCAAGCCCCAAACCGUGUUCUUUGAUAAAGAGCUGAGAGACCAACCGCGAAGGGUGUCACUGGAUGGGAAUGAGGGGGGCGCUCUCGAUGAUACUAGACCAAGGACCAUCGCAGAUGCCCUGCUCGACGCUUCUACUACUAUUGAACGAAACCCCACUCUUCAUCGGAAACACCUCCGCUCGAAGAGCCAUGCCUCAAAAGACCAGAGAAGAUCCUCGGGAGUUCCUAUACUGGACGGGAAUGAGUCAUCUCCGCUCUCAUCGUCCCCACUGGCGUCAUCGCCUGCUACGAGAUCUGGAUCUCGCGGGUUAUCUCCGCCUAACUCGGACAUCGAUCGCAAAAUCUCCACUCGCGGGAGUAGUCCUGGCCAAGACGGAUCGUUGACACCAACCAACGCAGAGACGCGAGCCUUGCCAAACCACGUUCAGAAAAGACCUAGUGCGAUUAACCUACUGAACGGCAAGGAUACUGGCAAAGCUUUCGCCGAGACAGCGACAAGCGCCGCUAAUGUUUUUGGAAAGGUUGAUGCGCCAGUUCAAAGAGGCGGGACCCCCCAGCCAACUACAUCUUUGCUUCCAGAGCGAAAGCCACAGACAAUCUCACAAAAGUACCGAGCUCAUCAUUCAUACACGGGUAAUGAUCCAGCAGUUUUGCGGUUGUUGGACAAUGUCUUUGAGGGAAAUUACCCUACGGACCUGUUUGACCUAGGUCCAUAUGUGAAAGAGCUUGAUACCCGACAACCAAUUCGUACUGCUAGCGAUCAAGAGCCUGACAAGGUGUGGAGGCCGGAAGGAAACUUAGUUGCAACUUUCGGUGAGCACAGCGCGCCAAUCAACCGAGUCGCCGUCGCACCCGAUCACUCUUUCUUCGCUACUGCUUCCGACGACGGUACAGUCAAAAUCUGGGACACCACGCGCCUGGAGCGAAACCUCACACCGCGAUCUCGUCAGACCCACCGUCAUGCGCAAGGCUCCCGAGUAAAGGCGUUGACCUUUGUGGAGAAUACGUACACAUUCAUUAGUGCAGCCACUGACGGCAGUAUUCAUGCUGUCCGGGUUGACUAUCAAAAGAUCAGCCCAACUGCGGUUCGAUAUGGCAAACUCCAGAUCGUCCGCGAAUACCAACUCUCCACUGGCGAGGACGGCACUCCCGAGCAUGCUGUUUGGAUGGAACACUUCCGUGAGGAAGGACAGUCCACUCUGAUCAUAGCCACAAAUAAGUCCCGCAUCAUUGCCUUGGAUAUGAAAACCAUGCUUCCAGUAUACAUACUGGAGAAUCCCGUCCAUCACGGAACUCUGACUACAUUCUGCUGUGAUCGCAGGCACCAUUGGCUACUUGUCGGUACCACUCAUGGAAUCCUUGACCUCUGGGAUCUGCGGUUCCGUGUACGUUUAAAGGCGUGGGGUCUUCCGGGCUGGGGUUCAAUCAACCGAAUUCAACUUCACCCGGUGAAGGCACGUGGGCGCUGGGUUUGCGUAUCCAGCUGUGGCAGCCAUGGCAAUGAGAUCACAGUUUGGGACAUUGAAAAGUUCCGUUGCCGGGAGGUCUACCAGGCGACCCCAAUGGGAGUCGGCAAUAAUGCUUCCGCUGCCGCCCAUCCCUCGCGCACUCCGUCCCAUCCCACUCACAUCGUCCCUAGUGAUUACGAAGCAUGGCGGGUCGACGGCGACCGACCGGAAGGGAUGCUAAGUCGGUUUGCCUCUGGUGGUGCAGAAGGCAGCUCCAGCAACUCUGCCGGUGAUCGACUCGGCAUCUGUGCUUUUGCGGUCGGUCUCAAUGCCCCCGACGAUGACAAAGACUCUAGCACCAAGUGUGGGUACAUCAUAACUGCUGGAUGCGAUCGCAAGAUUCGCUUCUGGGAUUUGGCCCGCCCGGAUCUGUCGUCCAUAGUCAGUGGUUUGGAUAUCGUGUCGGACGGAAGUUCCGGCGGCAAGCCGCACUACGAGCAGUCCCAGCCUAGUCCGAAUCUUCUGGUCACUACAGAGCGACUCCCCAGUUCAUCCACCGGGGGCAACCCACGAGAUGCCAGGAAGGGAGCCAGUCGGCCACCCCGAAGUACGGUGAUCAGUUUACAGCAACAGAUGCUCCUGAAAAGUCAUUUGGACGUGAUUCAAGAUGUGGCAGUAUUGCGUGUGCCAUAUGGCAUGGUUGUCAGUGUUGAUCGGGCUGGCAUGGUCUACAUAUUCUCUUAG
Molecule: messenger RNA, 4785 nt
Organism: Penicillium olsonii
Lineage: Eukaryota; Fungi; Ascomycota; Eurotiomycetes; Eurotiales; Aspergillaceae
Source: the annotation of a GenBank genome assembly